CUUACCAAAGGCAGCUAUAAGAUUAAGUAUCAUGCAGAUGGGGUUGAUAAGGAACCUAUUGAAAUUGACUUUACGCCACCUUUUAGAAGGAUUGACAUGAUUGACGAAUUAGAGAAGAUGGCAGGCCUAAAUAUUCCCAAAGACUUGUUGAGUGAGGAAGCUAAUCAAUAUUUGAAGGAUGCGUGCUUGAAGUAUGAGAUCAAAUGUCCCCCACCUGAGACAACUGCUCGUUUGUUGGAUAAACUUGUGGGUCAAUUUCUGGAAGAAACGUGUGUAAAUCCUACAUUCAUCAUAAACCAUCCUGAGAUAAUGAGUCCUUUAGCAAAGUGGCACAGAUCAAAACCAGGCCUGACUGAACGUUUUGAAUUGUUUGUCAGUAAACGUGAAGUUUGCAAUGCAUAUACUGAAUUGAACGACCCUGUAGUACAACGACAGAGAUUUGCUGAACAAUUAAAGGAUCGGCAGUCAGGCGAUGAUGAAGCCAUGGCCCUGGAUGAAACAUUUUGUACAGCUCUGGAGUAUGGUUUGCCACCUACUGGUGGUUGGGGUUUGGGUAUUGAUCGGUUGACAAUGUUACUGACAGAUUCACAGAAUAUCAAGGAGGUUCUUCUCUUCCCUGCCAUGAAACCUCAAGACUGAGCCUUCAACCAAUCUUUUUAAAUCUCAGCGAUAAAAUGAUUAUACACACUUAGGUAUGUCCUGUCUCAAGACCUUGAGUGAAUACCCCAC
Molecule: messenger RNA, 729 nt
Organism: Cajanus cajan (pigeon pea)
Lineage: Eukaryota; Viridiplantae; Streptophyta; Magnoliopsida; Fabales; Fabaceae
Source: RefSeq, a predicted model, not a curated record